GUGGACACCAUGGACCUGCUCUCGGCUCUGAGCCUGGGCGAGUUGGCGCUCAGCUUCUCACGGGUGCCGCUCUUCCCAGUCUUCGACCUCAGCUACUUCAUCGUUUCCAUCCUCUACCUCAAAUAUGAACCAGGUGCAGUCGAGCUGUCCCGGCGCCACCCCCUGGCGUCCUGGCUAUGUGCUAUGCUGCACUGUUUUGGGAGUUACAUCCUGGCUGAUCUGCUCCUCGGAGAGCCUCUGAUCGACUAUUUCAGCAACAACUCCAGCAUCCUAUUGGCCUCUGCUGUCUGGUACUUGAUUUUCUUCUGUCCCCUGGACCUAUUCUACAAGUGUGUCUGCUUCCUGCCUGUCAAACUUAUCUUCGUGGCCAUGAAGGAGGUAGUGAGAGUCCGCAAGAUCGCAGUGGGUAUCCACCACGCACAUCACCACUACCACCAUGGGUGGUUCGUCAUGAUUGCAACUGGGUGGGUCAAAGGUUCUGGCGUUGCCCUCAUGUCCAACUUUGAGCAGCUACUCCGAGGGGUCUGGAAGCCCGAGACCAAUGAGAUCCUGCACAUGUCCUUCCCAACCAAGGCCAGCCUGUAUGGAGCCAUCCUCUUCACCCUUCAACAGACCCGCUGGCUCCCAGUGUCUAAAGCCACUCUCAUCUUCAUCUUCACUAUGUUCAUGGUAUCCUGUAAGGUAUUCUUAACAGCCACUCACUCUCACAGCUCACCUUUUGAUGUCCUGGAGGGCUACAUCUGUCCUGUGUUGUUUGGGGCAGCCUGCGGGAGUGACUAUCACCAUGACAACCAUGGAGGGCCCCAUGGUGGUUCCCACAGCGGUGGUGGGCUGGGUGCCCAGCAUUCAGCCAUGCCUGCCAAGUCCAAGGAGGAGCUGAGUGAGGGCACCAGAAAGAAGAAGACCAAGAAAGCAGAUUAGGGGCUGGCCUGGGGAGAGGACCCUGACCCAGGACAUUCUGAACUGGGAGACGUCCUGGGCUCAGAUACACCGUUUCCUGUCCUCAUCUGAGAGAUGGGGCCAUCAGUCCACCCUCCAGGGAUGAUGUGGGAGUUAAAUAAGAUAUGGGAGUGAAGGACUUUUGGAGGAAUGGAGGGCCCCACUCUCUCUGCCAGGCCCCCAUAGAGCUUUUAAGGGGCACGAGCCAGCACACAGAAUCUCAUCAGCAGCUCCAGCCCAAACCCCCAGCAGUUAGAUUCUUGGUUCUAUUUUUUCUUCUCUAAAAUUGCACCUUGACUCCAAAAGGAUCCCGAGCCAUAUUGAGAUUCAUUCAUCUGAUGGACAUUUCCUAAGUACCUGCUGUGAGCCCGGUGCUGUGAUUUUGAAGUCUCUUCUUACCUACACUCCUCUAGACUUUGUCCUGUGCCCAAAAUGUUCUGACUCCUGCUGGACGUCCCUGGGCAAGUUACCU
Otolemur garnettii (small-eared galago) is the source of this 1411-nucleotide messenger RNA. RefSeq names its product transmembrane protein 38A (gene TMEM38A). Bases 10 to 921 code for a protein of 303 amino acids. Gene Ontology annotation, cellular component: membrane. The record is from RefSeq and is a predicted model, not a curated record. Gene Ontology annotation, molecular function: potassium channel activity; identical protein binding. The transcript is spliced from 6 exons. NCBI's taxonomy places the organism in Eukaryota, Metazoa, Chordata, Mammalia, Primates, Galagidae. Gene Ontology annotation, biological process: potassium ion transmembrane transport.